This is a messenger RNA of Vitrella brassicaformis, 987 nucleotides long. NCBI's taxonomy places the organism in Eukaryota, Vitrellaceae. The record is from the annotation of a GenBank genome assembly.
AUGGAGACCAUCGAGCACCUCUUCAUCGGACUCGAGCAGUGCACCCUCGCACCCAGCCUCAACAACACCAAGGUGACACACAACAGACUCAGUCAACUGGAUGUGCGGCACUCUUUGGGCUGUGUGUGUGUUGUGUGUGUCCUGUAGGCGGUGACGGCGGCUGAGUGGCCUCAGGUGAGCGAUCGCAUCAACAGAGAGUCAUUCCAUCGUGGCCUCUUCCCGGCGACGAUGACAUUUGCCGAGUACCAAGAUGUGGCGGUGCGGAUUUAUCUGUCCAGAUAUCGUCUGUGUGUGUGUGUGUGUGUGCUCGCGCGUGUGUGUGUGUGUUCAGCGGUGCGAUGACUCGCAACUCCCGGCAGUGGUCUCUGAGCCUUCGCGCGGCUCUGCAGCACUUCCCAGAGAUGGAGACAUUGUGUGGCGGGCACAACGCGCCUCUGGUGUGAGGUAUAGGUGGUGGUAUAUGACGCCCGACUGGCCGCCCGAGGAUUUCGACUACGACGGCGCUCUACGGAAGCUGAAGCUGCGUCGCGUGGAGGUCGACGAGUGGGAGAACGCAGAGGACUGCGAGGAGGGAUACACCAAAGUCUACGAAAUCAAACACUACACCGGUGAGUGGGUACGGGCAGACACGCAAUGGUGUGUAUGGCGGGGUUUGUGGUGCGUGCUGUGUUGUGUGUGGCCACCGUGCAGGUUGUUUCCGGGACCCGAGUGGUCGGUUCAUCGAUGUGCGUCCGCGUGAGGGCCGCCCGUGUUACAGCGACAUGAUCAAGAAGAGCGAGCGAGAGCUGGCAGAGAUGCUCGUCGAGGCCAUCCAGAAGCAGCAGCGGGAACUCGAGGCCUCAUCUGACGACGCGAGCGGCACUAAGGAAGCACUCGAAGAGGUAGAUGGGGCGGGUCGGGUCAACCAGACACACGGUUUGGUGCAUGUGGGUGCGUGUGUUGCAGGAGUUGACAGCGGCCCAAAGGAUGCUGGACAGCGCCACAUAG